AUGAGGGGGGGGAGGAGAACGGGGAAAGCGACAAGAAGGGGAAGGGAAGAAGGGGAAGAAGGGGAAGAAGAAGAAGAAGAAGAAGAAGAAGAAGAAGAAGAAGAAGAAGAAGAAGAGAAGACCAUUCAGAUUCAUACUCAAAGCAGACCCAUACUGAAAUCCAAAUUCAAAUCUAAAUCUAAAUCUAAAACCGAGACCGAACCCGAACCCGAAGAUUGA
Molecule: messenger RNA, 219 nt
Organism: Botrytis byssoidea
Lineage: Eukaryota; Fungi; Ascomycota; Leotiomycetes; Helotiales; Sclerotiniaceae
Exons: 1
Coding region: 1-219 (72 amino acids)
Source: RefSeq, a predicted model, not a curated record